AUGCCCCUUCCCCUACCCAAUCUUCUCAUACAUCUCUCAGCCAUCGUCCGACCACGUCUUCUCAGACCCGAUAUCAGAGUACCCAGUAUCGCACAUGUCGAUUUCCGAGCUCUUCGCAAGCUCGGUUUCAACGCCGUGGUGAUAGAUAAAGAUAAUUGUCUUACAUUACCUCAAAAUGAUGACUUGUAUCCUCCUCUUGAGGAAGCUUGGAAAGAGUUGAAGAGGUCUUUUGAUCCUGGUCGAGUGUUGUUAGUCUCCAAUUCUGCGGGUACGAAGAAAGAUCCUUCUGGUCUAGCUGCCGAAUGCGUUACUCGUUCUCUACGAGCUCCUAUCCUACUUCAUCCCACUCCUAAACCAGCUUGUGCCCCUUUGAUCAUACAAUACUUCCGUGGUCAACUCGGUCUUCCCCGCACUUCCCAAAUCGCCAUCCUGGACCAUGCUCAUCAUGUGCAACAAGAAAUCCACCAAGCUCUUGAACUGACUGAAGAAGUAAUGGAAUGGCGCGCACAUUUCGACGGACCUUUACUUGGUCCUCCUCGUCAAACAUUUGAUAAGCUUGGGAAAGCCGAACGACCUGGUUCUGAAUCUUUCCAUCGGAAAUCUCCUCCUUCUUCUUCACUUUCCCACACUACUCCAGUAACGGGAGGAGAAAAAGCUACCACCGAUUCAACACUCCCGCUCUCGUCAGAAAGCGAUACGAGGGGAAUCAUAGAUGCAGCAGAGAAGAGGAAAUUUGGGGAAAAGAAAGAAGAAGAAUUGAAAAUUUUAGUUAUCGGUGAUAGGUUAUUCACCGAUACUCUUUUAGCUUGGAGAUUAUCACUUCUCUUACCCCCAUCGACCCUAUCUUCAUUACCAAAUGUAAUAUCGAUCCAUACUGUCUCUCUACCCGAAGUGGAUCAACAACUCGUACGUUUGUUAGAAACGAUUCUAUCUCUUGGCAAGCUGAAACCUACUCCACCGGGAAUAAAUUGGGAGAAAUUUAUUCGACCGACGGAGGAUGACCUUACUCUAGUGGAGAGAUUGUAUCCCUCCAUCAAGGGAAUUAGUCUCGUUCAUUUUCAACGGAAAAUGGGUCGGAGUAUGAGGACACUUUGGAGAUGGGGUUUGGGGGCUUUUGGGUUGAUUAUCCGAGGUCUUAGAUGGGGAUGGAAGAGUGGGAAAACGGGGGUUACAUGGGGUCAGCGUGAGAUCAAGGGACGAUAUGAGGUUAGAAAAGGGGAUGAAUCGACUUCGGACAUCUCUACUGAAAAACGGUCACCAACGAUGGCAUUGGUAAAUGAUGAAGCUACAUCAGGGGAGAGGGGGAAAGGUUCGAAUAUACGACCACACCAACCGAGUGGUUUAUGA
This is a messenger RNA of Tremella mesenterica DSM 1558, 1347 nucleotides long. RefSeq lists its product as uncharacterized. The record is from RefSeq and is a predicted model, not a curated record. NCBI's taxonomy places the organism in Eukaryota, Fungi, Basidiomycota, Tremellomycetes, Tremellales, Tremellaceae. Gene Ontology annotation, molecular function: phosphatidylglycerophosphatase activity. Bases 1 to 1347 code for a protein of 448 amino acids. The transcript is spliced from 5 exons.